AGGCUCCGCCAGCAACGAAAACCUCCUGAACGCUUCAUGGCCACAGAACAGAGAACCAAAGUGCCAGACUCUGCCAAGCAAGACCCCACCCCUCCUCUUCCCCCCAUCAGCCCCAGUGCCGUCCCGUCUGUACCCCCAAGCAGUGGCAAUGGCAAGCGCGCCCCCUCUGGAGGUCAGCCGCAGACAGCACAGCAGCCCCAGAAUCUGCUCCAGCAGCGCUACCCGCCAAGAGAGGUGCCCCCACGCUUCCGCCAGCAGGAGCACAAGCAGCUGUUGAAGAGGGGCCAGCCUCUGCCUGCUGGGACUCUGCCUCUCACCACGACGGGACAUCCAGCCACGACUGAACCUGCAGCAGCAGUAGCCAUACACUCCUCGCGCUCCUCUUCCUCCACAUCCAGCCUGCCUACAGAACUGCCCCCACAGAGUGGCCAGGGAGCACAGUAUGAUAAUCCCCUCUGGGGACAGCUGCAAGCCAACAGGAGUGCCACAAGUACUGCAUCUUCCACCAAUCUUAGUGGCUGGGAUCAACUAAUCAUUGACCAGAAGGACACAGAGGCUUGGCCUUCUAUUACCCUCAGCCAGAGCCAGGCCCCUCCAGGAGGAUGCCCUUUGGACACUGACCCUGGUUGCCUGGCCAGCAGCAACAGCAGCAGCAACAGCAGCAGCAGUAGUAGUAGUGCUAGUAAUAGUAGUUGUAGUACAGUGAGUAUGGCCACUGGAGCCAAUAGCCAGACAGGCCACUUCCCUGCCAACCACCUUAGCAGCAAGGUCAACAGUGGGCCCAGUCCUGCCAAUCAUACUGGAACCAGCAUGCUCUCUAGUCAGGCUGCAGCCAAUCGCAGCUGGGGAUCUGGGCCUGGACCCUCCCAUUGCCCCCCUCAGCCCUCAGUGGGGAAUGAAGGGAAGAAUGAAAGCCCACCGGGGGGAGGAGGUAGCAGGGGCUGGGGGUCUUCUACAUCAUCCUCCACAACCAACUUUAACUUGAACCUAAACCCUAAUGCCAACCCGUCUGCCUGGCCCAUGUUGGGACAUGAUGGUGGUGGCACAGGGGGAGGCAGCUCAGGAGGAGCCAACACCAUUUCACCUCCUCAACCUACAACCAACCUCUGUAAUCCGCCUGGCCCCCCACCAGCCCAGACCAGCAGCUGUACCGGAGUCAACACUAACAGCAACACCAUGGGAAUUGGCAGCGCCUGGGGUAGCGUAAUAGCCUCUGACACUUCAGAGCCACACCCCUCUCCGUCCACGAAUGUGUCUUUCAGUUCAGAACCUCAGAACCUUAAAACUGAUGGACCAAAUCACACUAAUAAGCAGGAACCCCCCAGCCCCAUCCGCAACUUGCCUGGCUGGGGUAGUGCACCUGUAGGCUUUGGUUCCAUGGGCCAGACACCCCCAGGGGGCCAACAGGUCAAUGGAGAAGAUAAUAGCUCUGUAUGGGGUAACAGUGGCGACACAAAGGCACCUUCAUCUAAGGAGGCACCUGGAUGGGACUCUGGCUGGGGCCGUGGAGGAGGUGGAGCAGGAAACUCUGGAGGCUGGGGUGAACAGUCUGGUGGAAACUGGGGGAAGCAGCGCACUGAUGAUGCCCAGGGAGGCUGGGCUGCCCCUAGCUCUCCUCCCCAGGACCCACAGGCUAGUCCAUGGAACAGAGCAGUGAGCACAGCUGCUGCAAGUGAAGGGAGCAGUGACGGCAUGGAAGGACUUCCCCAGCACAGAGACUCCUUAUCCAGAGAUAAUCCAGCUCCUCCGGUGCCUGCCCAGGAUUUGGACCCCAGGGUUUUGUGUAACACUGGCUGGGGACAGACCCCUGUUCGCCAGCACACCUCCUGGGACAUGAAAAAUUCUAAACGCAAGAAUGAUGCAGCCGCUGAUUCAUGGGGCUCUGGACCAACCACUCCAAACGACGCUCAGGGGCCCUCCAACACUAACAUGGGCCCCUCUCAUAGGACUGAUCCUGGGAGCAAAAAUGAUGUGCCUGGUUCUCAGGGAGCUUCAGGUUGGGGUGGAGGCAUAGCUGCUAACAACCAACCUAGCUCUGGUUGGCGAGAGCCACCCAACAACAUUAAGCCCCCAGGUGGCCCUGGUGGCUGGGGCAAUCCACCGACAGGAACCCCCACAUCCAGUAUACCCAAGAAUGGGGGGCAAUCCUGGGCAGAAGAGAAGUCAAGUGGGAGGGAUGAUUCUCGCAACAAGGCAACAUCCCAGGGCUGGGGAGAGCAACCCAAAGCAUCCAACAGCUGGGGCAAUAGUGGAGGAAGCAAUAAUGCAGGGGACUGGAGAGAACCAGAGGAGAACAAAAAGAGUCCUACCAACCCAGGUUGGGAGGGAGAAGCAGGGGGCUGGAAGGAAAACCCACGAGGCUGGGCAGCAUCUUCUUCAGGACCUGGGAUACCUGCAGCUGGAGGAAAUGGGGGCUGGGGAGAGACACUUUGCCAGCGUCCCAGUGGCCCUCCCCAAAGUUGGGGGGCCAAGCCUCAGGAUGGACCCAGUGGUAGUAAUGGGGGAGGGAACACGGGCUCUUGGGCUGGAUCAGGCUCAGUGAAGCAGGGUGGAAGCUGGGCUGGCGGUAAGAAGGAGUCCUCAGCUGACCCCACAGGCUGGGAAGAGCCCUCCCCACCUUCAAUCCGACGCAAGAUGGAAAUAGAUGACGGGACCUCAGCUUGGGGCGACCCCGUUAUCUAUAGCAAGUCAGUCAACCUGUGGGACAGGAACAAUCCAGGAAAGUCCCAGCCUAAAGUUACCACUGGAGGCAAUAACCCCCCAGGCCCCAACAACAACAAUAACCAUUCUCACUCUCAUAAUCACCCCUAUCAAGGGCCACCUGCACCUUUACAGAACCACACCCAAAACUCCCAAAACUCAGGGCCCACUAGUGUGCCCAUGGAUACUGUUGUCCAAAACCAGUCUGGGCCAUCUCACAACAGGAGUCCCUUAAUAGCUCAAGGAUGGGGAGAGAUAUCCAGCUCUCACACAAAAUCAGAGAGCUCUUGGGGGGAAGCUGUACCCGCUCCGGUCAGCGUCGACAAUGGGACGUCUGCCUGGAGCAAAUCUAGCGGCGGCUGGGGAGACAGCAACCCGGACAGCUAUGGUCGGGGCAACCCGGCGAUGACAUCUGCAUCUUGCAAACCUGCUCCCAAACCUAUGCAAGACGGAUGGGGAGGUGAAGAGCUGAACUUGACGGGUGGUCAGUGGGAUGCUGAGGAAGGAGACAUGUGGAACAGCGUUGCCUCCCAGGAGAGCAACUCCUCCUGUAACUCUUGGGGCAAUGCAUCUAAAAAGGGCCCACAGAAACUCUCCCAAGGAAAGGUCCAAGGGAAGCAAGAAGAUGCCUGGAUCAUGAAUCGUCUCAUCAAACAGCUGACCGACAUGGGCUUCCCUAGAGAUCCAGCAGAGGAGGCUCUGAAGAGCAACAACAUGAGCCUGGACCAGGCCAUGAGCGCCCUGCUGGAGAAGAAGACGGAGCUGGACAAGCGGGGCAUGGGGAUAGCCGGCCACGACUACAAUAACGGGCUUAUCAACAAGCCCAUGAGCUGCCCUCGGCCUCCGCUUCUUUCCAAAGACCCCUCGGCAGACCCCCGCUUGCCCUUCAUGGAUAAGAUGCAGAGUGGAAUUUUUGGCGGUAGUGGAGCAGCACAAGCGCGGGCCAUGCAGCAGCAGCAGCAGCAGCAGCAGCAGCAGCAGCAGCAGCAGCAGCAGCAGCAGCAGCUGCCAGUGCCGCCUCUCAGUUCCUCUCAGCCUAGUCCACGUGCUCAAGUGCCUCAGUUUCUGUCCCCUCAGGUUCAAGCACAGCUCUUACAGUUUGCAGCAAAAAACAUUGGUCUGAAUCCUGCACUUUUAACCUCACCAAUAAACCCUCAACAUAUGACCCUUCUGAAUCAACUUUACCAGCUGCAACUGGCAUACCAGCGUUUACAAAUUCAGCAGCAGAUGUUACAGGCGCAGCGCAACGUUUCUGGCCCCAUUCGACAACAAGAGCAGCAAGUUGCACGUACAAUCAAUAACAUGCAGCAGCAGAUCCAACAGCACCAGCGUCAGCUGGCCCAGGCCCUGCUGAUGAAGCAGCAGCACAGCAGCCCCCCCCCCCCCCACUCGGGCCUGCAUUCGGGCGGGUCCAAAUCCAACCUGGAUUUAUUUACGGGUCACCCCCAAGCUCCAGGCCUGCAGACCAAAGAUCCACAGACAUCUCCCAACGCCUACAGCCCAUACUCUCUCUCUGGACUGAAUCCAAACAUGAAUGUAAACUGCAUGGAGGUGGGAAGUCUGUCUAUGAAGGAACCCCCUCAGCCUCAAUCGCGCUUGUCGCAGUGGACGCAUCCCAACUCCAUAGAAAGCCUCUCUGGAAGCUCCUCUCCUUUGGAGCCCAACCUGGGCAAGCAUGGCUCCAGCCUGGGCCUCCCUGGUAAGCCCCAUCAGCUGGAGGACUCUUACAGCCCCUACAACUUGAUGUCCAGCUCAGAGUCACCUACCAGCCCCCUGGUCCCCCAAGACAGCUGGGGGCAGGGCAAGAGCACCAGUGAUAAGAUGGCCAAUGGGACCAAUAUUAACUGGCCACCAGAGUUCUGCCCCGGUGUGCCCUGGAAGGGCCUCCAGAAUAUUGACCCUGAGACCGACCCUAACGUGACUCCCGGCAGUGUCCCCAGCGGGCCCACCAUUAACACCAACAUCCAUGAUGUCAACCGCUACCUGCUGCGGGACAGGAGCGGAGGCUCCACUCCCACUUCAUCUCAGAACGAGGCUCUGCCUCCGUCCAGUGAUUGGCCAGUCAGUGCCUACACUAGCUCGUUCAGUCUGUCGUCCCCGGAGACAGACGAUGCAGGUAAACUUUCAGAGAUGAAAUCUACUUGGUCUCCAGGCCCAAUUUCUCACAGCCAGGCUUCUUUGUCCCACGAGCUGUGGAAGGUCCCACAGGGCCCCCGGAGCAGCAACGUGGCCCCUUCCCGACCUCCACCUGGCCUCACCAACACCAAGCCGUCUUCAACCUGGGGGGGCAACUCCCUGGGUCUGGCCCAAGGCUGGAGCAGCUCUUACACCUCAGCAGGUACCACGUGGAGUACAGACAGCUCCACCAGAACCAGCAGCUCGCUGGUUCUGAGGAACCUCACUCCACAGAUUGACGGCUCGACUCUGCGUACACUGUGCAUGCAACACGGCCCCCUCAUCACAUUCCACCUCAACCUGACGCAGGGCAACGCUGUGGUGCGCUACAGCUCCAAGGAUGAAGCUGCCAAGGCUCAGAAGUCCCUGCACAUGUGCGUGCUCGGGAACACCACCAUCCUGGCAGAGUUUGCUGGGGAAGAUGAAGUGAACCGCUUCUUUGCACAGGGCCAGUCGCUUGGCGGAACCACCAGCUGGCAGGCCAAUCCAGGCACCAAUCAGACAAGGAUGGGUGGGACCGGAGCCUCCCAUCCCAUCGGCCACUCACCCCACUGGAACAACAACAACGGCAGCAGUAGUGCUGGGCUGGGAUCAGGCGGAUCAAAGAUGGGGGGAGAGUUGCUGUGGGGUGGUGUGCAGCAGUAUUCCAGCCUGUGGGGACCCCCGAGCGGAGAGGAGGGGCGGGUCAUGGGGAGUCCCACCCAAAUCAAUACCCUGCUGCCUGGGGACCUGCUGAGUGGCGAGUCCAUGUAGGACGGAAGAGCCCAGUCGUAACAAACACCAACGGGAGUAAAAAUCUUGCAAAUCAUUGUGGAGAUAAUCAGUGUGGCUGUAACGGUGAAAAGGAGAGGAGGGCGGGGCUACAUCCUCGCUACUCACCCUCGCCAACCUCCUCUACUCCUUUUUGUUUUUAAUGACAUUUCAGUUGCAGUUCUUUUGUGAAUCUCAGUGAGAGAUUUUGGUCACAGUGUUCAGCUUAUACUUUUGGAGACACAGGAAGGAGUUUUUCAUUCAACAAAGAAAGAUAACUUUUUACAGAAAUGAACUUGUGGGAACUCGCCGUUUGAAACAUGUACUUUAGUUCAAACUGACACGAGAUGACGAGCUGCCAUCUUUUUUAAACCUGCAUAAUCGCUCUCGGCCUUUUUUAGGCAAUCAUACUGCACCUCAGAGAUCCAUGAAAAGGCAUCAUUCCCAAAGUAAAACCCUUCAAUCAGAGUGGUUGUCGAACUUUCAGCUGGUCCAGACUCAACAUUUGUUUCUCUCAGCACUAAUAUUAGCCUUAACCUCUUUCCUGCCCUGUUAUCCUCACUCACUCUGUACUUGGUGAAGAAGCAUACGGACACUUGCACACCCUUAUUUCUGAGCCAGUGAAACCUGAGUGGAGAGUACAUGCUGCUGCGGCCCAACGUAAGCAACCACAGCUCACAACUUCAGUGCAUUUUUCCAAGCAGAUUGAGUUCCCCAACACAAUGCUCAAAGGGAAUGAUGCAACUGUGUUCGCCGUGUUCAAGCCAUUUAUUUUUGUAUUUUGUAUUUUUUUUUUCUUCUUAAAUCAUUGCAAGCUAAGAAAUUAUAUUAUUCAAAUGUGUCUGUCAAUCCAACCUGGUGUGGGGGAGAGAUUUUGGGUUGAGCAAAAUGAACCACUGCUAUUACUAAGGAACUGUAAAGACAAACACUUCAAUGCACCUCAACUCAUCUGCGGGCAACUCGCAGUUUGGUCUCAGUUUCGGACCCUCUCACUGAUGUUGUGGACAACCUCAAGUCGUAAAUGUUCCCCAUUGGUGUGUGUUUCCCACCAUUUCAAGUGACGUGCAAUAUAAGCCACAGACUCUACCGUCCAAGCACCCCCCCCAAGACCUCUCACAGAAAGAGAGGAGACUGUAAAGAAUGAUUGAACUGUAAAAACGCUAUCUGCCCUUCGUCCCCCCUAAAACUGCCACUACUCCCCUUCAGCUCCCCCCAAGAGUGUGUGAGCUCAGGAGAGCAGCAAGCUGAUCUUCAACCACCUUCUGUCCAAGAUACCAGGAGGUACACACAAAGCACUUCUUCAGCCAGCCUACUCUCCACACUUAUGCCAGUUACUGGUUUUAGGGGAGAUGGAGGUGUGUGUGUGAGUGUGAGAGAGUGAGAGAGUGAGUGUUCCCGUGUGUGUGAGAGAGAGUGAGUGUUCGUGUGUGUGUGUGUGUGUGUG
This is a messenger RNA of Cyclopterus lumpus (lumpfish), 7069 nucleotides long. RefSeq names its product trinucleotide repeat-containing gene 6C protein-like. The record is from RefSeq and is a predicted model, not a curated record. Gene Ontology annotation, cellular component: nucleoplasm; P-body. NCBI's taxonomy places the organism in Eukaryota, Metazoa, Chordata, Actinopteri, Perciformes, Cyclopteridae. Gene Ontology annotation, biological process: positive regulation of nuclear-transcribed mRNA poly(A) tail shortening; miRNA-mediated post-transcriptional gene silencing. Gene Ontology annotation, molecular function: protein binding; RNA binding.